Messenger RNA from Adineta steineri, 1115 nucleotides. The record is from the annotation of a GenBank genome assembly. Lineage: Eukaryota; Metazoa; Rotifera; Eurotatoria; Adinetida; Adinetidae.
GAAACAUGUUUGUUACUGAUCAAUUAAAUCAUCGAAUUCAAAAAUUUUUAUUGAUGAAAAAUUCUUUUGGUAAGUUGAAUGAGAUCGAGAGCUGUGAAUCGAUAAACAGCAAAAGGAGACGAAGACGUCUCAAUGGAAAAAAACGAAAGAAAAUAAACAUGGUCGAUAAAGAUUUUAAUCAUAAUAUAUUUAAUUGCCAACUGCAGACAUACGUAUAAAUUUACAAUUUGAUUUUCCUUUAUAAUUAUCCUGUAGUAUUCUUUCUAUUUUUCUCAUUUUCAGCUCUUUCAUUCAAUCAACCAAAAUUUUCUACAACACCUACUUGGAAUUUCAAUGGAAUCACUGUUGCUAAUCAAUCGAUAGUUGGUCGAAUUCCUCGUGCCAUUUUUGUGGAUACAAACAACACUAUCUAUGUCGCGAAUCAAGAACAGGACACAAUUAUAGUAUGGCAUGAGGAGAGUAUUAAUCCAACAAAGAUCAUUUAUGGUAACUUCACACAUUCCUCUUCUCUCUUCGUGACAUCAAAUGGUGAUAUUUAUAUUGAUGAUGGUAUGGAGCAUGAUCGAGUGCAGAAAUGGAUAGCAGAAACAAAUAUCUUUGUCACGGUGAUGAAUGUUAGUUCACAAUGUGACGGUUUAUUUGUCGAUGUCAAUGAUGCUCUUUACUGUUCAAUGUCUUCUCGUCAUCAAAUAGUAAGAAGAUUGCUCAAUGAUUCUGUAAUGACUUCGAACCGUGUUGCUGCUGGAACGAAUACCCGAGGAGCAGCCUCGAAUGAACUUAAUCGUCCUGUUGGGAUCUUUGUAGAUAUCAACUUGGAUCUAUAUGUGGCAGACUGUGGAAACGAUCGCGUUCAGUUGUUUCAGCCAGAGGAAUUAAAUGGCAUCACAGUAGCUGGAAGUACAUCACUAAAUCCAACAAUUACACUUCGUUGUCCAAGUGGAAUUGUUUUAAAUGCUGAGAAGUAUUUAUUCAUUGCGGAUAUAGGCAACGAUCGAAUUGUUGGUUCAGACUUGAAUGGUUUUCGAUGUUUAGUUGGAUGUGAUGGAAUGGGUUCACAUUCUAAUCAAAUGAGUUAUCCAUUUAGUUUGAGUUUUGAUCGUUCUGGAAACAUGUUU